Molecule: messenger RNA, 249 nt
Organism: Talaromyces marneffei
Lineage: Eukaryota; Fungi; Ascomycota; Eurotiomycetes; Eurotiales; Trichocomaceae
Exons: 2
Coding region: 1-249 (82 amino acids)
Source: RefSeq, a predicted model, not a curated record
AUGUCUGGCGAGGACAAAGAAAAGGCUAUCCAAGAAUUUAACAUCUCCGAUGAGGAAUAUAAAAAGUCCGCGGAAGACCAUGGUGUCAAUCUUGACUCACAAGGAUGGGAGGAGAAAAAGGGCAACAAAUCACAACUUAUCGAUGAAAUUAGAAAGAAGUCACUCGAGAACGAAAAGGCCCUAGAGGAGAAUAGGGCAGCGCUUGAGAAACUCUGGUGGAGGACUGCAGGUGUUAGGCACGACCGAUAG